AUGCAUGCCAUUCAAGAAGAACCUAUGCCUAUGGCAGAUGAGCCCAUCCCCUGGAAAGAAGUCCAGCUAUAUCCUGAGCACUUGGAGAAUCUCACUCGUAUAGCCAGUGACUUAUCGCCUGAGCUUAAAGAAGAAUUGAUCCAGUGCUUAACCCACAACAGGGAUGUCUUCGCCUGGUCUGUGUCAAAAUUACCAGGGUGUUUGUUCGGAGUCAAAGGAGGAAAGUUCUUGGGAUACUUAGUGACUGUGCGGGGAAUUGAAGUCAAUCCUGAGAAGGUCCAAGCACUUCGAGACAUGAAGGCUCCCCAAAACCUGAAGGAGGCUCAGAAGUUGUGGGACGAGGAAUGCACGCGGGCUUUUGAAGAGCUAAAAAAGUAUUUGGAGACUUUACCUUCUUUAUUCAAGCCUAUUACAGGAGAGCCGCUUUGGAUCUACCUGUCAGCCACCCCUGAGGUCAUGGGGGUGGUGUUAGUAAAAGAGCAGGACAAUGUACAACGGUCAUUGUACUUUUUUAGUCAUCUACUGAAGGGGGUUGAGUCUAGAUACACAGCUCUGGAAAAGUUUGUUUACGGACUGGUGCUCAUGGCCCGACGUCUAAGGUCUUAUUUUUUGGCAUAUCCCAUCACAGUCUUGACUAAUAGCACCAUGGGUAAAGCUCUUACCAAUGUAGAGGUUGCUGGCCAGCUUAUCAAGUGGGUGACAGAAUUGGGAGAGUAUAAUAUAGUUUAUCAACCUCGCACGAUAGCCGUUCGGUUAAACUUUAGAGCUACUAAUAAGGAGGCAGAGUAUGAGACAUUGUUGGUAGGGUUGCAGGCAACCCGACAUGUGGGAGCUGCCCGAGUAAUCAUCUAUUCGGAUUUCCAAUUGGUAACACAACAAGUAGCGGGCAACUUUGAGGUCAAUAGUGAUAAGCUGCAGGUAUACCGAGAGGCUUAUGAGAAAAUGAAAGAAGAGUUCAAGGAGGUCACAGUGAGCAAGAUUCCCAGAACAGAGAAUAGCCGAGCUGACGAGUUAGCCAAAAUGGCUAGUUCUCUGACCACAUGGGUCUUGGACAAGUCAAUAGUGGAGACAUUUCUCAUAGCCCAGAUAGAUCUUCAGAAUAAUGUGGAGGAGCUUAUUAAUUGGAGAGCCCCAAUGAUUAGUUAUCUUCAACAAGGUAUCCUACCAACCGACCUGAAGGAAACACGACUGGUCAGGAAAAAGGUUCACGCCUACAGCAUGAUAGGAGAUCAGUUAUAUAAGCGAGCAUUUUCCAGACCUUUUCUCAAGUGUUUAAGCAUGGAAGAGGCGGAGCAUGCCUUACAAGAAAUACAUCGAGGGUGUUGUGGCAGUCACGCUGGAGGUAGAACAUUAGCUCGCAGGGUGUUGCUGGCCGGCUAUUUCUAG
Zingiber officinale is the source of this 1386-nucleotide messenger RNA. RefSeq lists its product as uncharacterized. Gene Ontology annotation, molecular function: RNA-DNA hybrid ribonuclease activity; nucleic acid binding. Lineage: Eukaryota; Viridiplantae; Streptophyta; Magnoliopsida; Zingiberales; Zingiberaceae. The coding region runs from base 1 to 1386 and encodes 461 amino acids. The record is from RefSeq and is a predicted model, not a curated record. The transcript has 4 exons.